AUGCCCCUGGGUCCGCCGCGUGCAAGUGGCUCCUCUCACCCCAUUGUGAUUGGCAGGAGGGGCGCCAUGGGCCCCAUGCCUGAGAGCACGUUGGAGGGAUACGAGAGGGCCAUUGCUGACGGGGCGGACUAUGUGGAAUGCAACGUCAUCUGCACGGUAGACUCGGAGCUGAUCUGCUGGAACGACCUAGAUUUGACCCUCGUGACGAACGUGGCGCACCACCCGGAGCUGAGUCAACUCAGGUCAACGGCGGUCAUAGAGGGCCAGGAGGUGGAGGGAUUCUUCGCCUUCAACUUCACCUUCGAGCAGAUUCAGAUUCUCAGAGUGGAGCAGCGAUACCAGUGGCGGGACAAGACCCUUCACGGCCGUUUAUCCAUCCCCUCGCUCUCCGCUGUGCUCGCCCUCGUGCUCUCCUCCAAUCAAAACGCCGAGCUGCUCGCUGCUAGAGGCAACCGACCCGUGGGGCUGAUGCUGGAACCCAGAUUCCCUGAAUUCCACGAGUCCAUCGGUUGCCCUCUGCUCGAGUCACUCCUCACUCUCCUCAGCAUGAACAACCUGCAGCCACCUCCCCGCCCUUCCAACCCCUUCAACACCCUCACCGCUUCCUCCGCCCCCACUGCCUCUCUUAGUGACCGCCUUGCUAGCAUCAGCACCUCCACCAUCUCUACUGACAAUGCUCCUGCAGCUGGUGCUGCUACGGCCGGGGGGCGGAUUGUGCUGGACCCGGCAGUGCAUCCGGUGGUGAUAGAGGCGAGGAGCGCCGCUGCCCUGGUCUACUGCAGCCAACGUACCUCCAUUCCCCUCGUUCAAAUUUUGGAGGAGGGGUGGGACGAGCCAUCCGACACCAACCCUAUCCUGCAGGCCCCUCCCCCCUCCUGCCCGCCCACCACCCCUCUCCGAGCCUGCAUGCUGGACGCCAUAUCACUCUAUGCUGUGGCCGUCGCACCAGAGAAGCACCUGGUGCUGCCGGUGGAGUCGUGGCACAAGAAGCUGCUCAACCAGACGGAUUUGGUGUCGCUUGCCCACCACCCAGCCCGCCAGCUCGCCGUGCUACCCUGGCCUUUUGCAAACGACUGGAUCUUCCUCUCCCUGAGCUAUGAACUGGACCCUUUAAACGAGUACGCCAUGUUUGUGGAAGGGGUGGGAGUGGAUGGGCUCUUCUCGGACUUCCCUGCCACCGCCCUUAAGUACCUUCGGUCUCGGGACUGCCUGGCAGCAGCAUCAGGAGUGCUGGGUGCGUUGGUGGCGGCACCAAGAAAACGAGGCCUGGCAGAUCUCCUGUUCUUAGCUGUCAUCAUCACCAUUGCGGUUCUCCCCAUGGCUGUGUGGACGCUCUACGCCAUGCACAAGUGGAGGCAGACGGAGCAGCAUCUGCACUGGCAGGAGUUUGCGACCAUCCACUCCCACGGCCCCACCACGGCCUCGGAGCGACAACCCCUCACUGCCCUCGCUGCUGACUCUGACCUUAGCCCUUCCUCCGCUGCCGCUGCCGUUGCUGCAGUCGCCGCUGCUGGUGGUGGUGCUGCUGGUGCUGGUGGUGGUGCUGAUGAUUUGAGUCCUUCUGGUUUGUUCUCUCCCCGCAUCGGCGCACUGCACUUGCAGCACCACCGCCCGUCGUCUCCCCCGCCGCUGCCACCGGGGCUGGGGGGAAUUGAGGAUGGUUCGGCGUUAUCGUCAGCAAUGGCUGGUGGGGGGAGGUCGAGAGGGGGUAGGAGAAUAAGGGCGAUGGACUUUGGAGAAGAGGAGUGGUAG
Closterium sp. Naga37s-1 is the source of this 1752-nucleotide messenger RNA. The record is from the annotation of a GenBank genome assembly. NCBI's taxonomy places the organism in Eukaryota, Viridiplantae, Streptophyta, Zygnematophyceae, Desmidiales, Closteriaceae.